CUCAUUUUUGUGAUACAUUUGGCUUUGGAAGACAAGUUUCCAACUCCAAGAUCCAAGUUCAUGUUCAAUACCCACGUCUCUAUUACCAAACCCAAAACAUUUACCAAUGAGAGCUACUGUUCUCUUCUCUGACUGCUAGGUCUAUUCUUAACGCCCCCAAUAAAUCAGGGUUGCCUACUUGAACCUCACUUCUGUGACUGAGUUACAGAUUCUGAAAUAUAAAAUGGACGCACAAGGCGUCGCAUAUCUACUCCUUCACACCCUUACAAGGAUCUAUUUACCCACGACUGCAAUAGCAACAAGGUUUCCAAACACUGAGGUCUGUGCUCAUUUCCAGUACCCCACCCUACUCAGCCACUGGUUUUCUCACCCUUGCAAUGACCCAGACAAUCUGUGGUGUCUUUUGUGGGAACAGUAGCAUCAUCUUUUAUUUAAUCUAAACAUACCAAAUCCCCAGUAAAAUGGAGUCUGAAAAUAGUCAGAGAUGAAAGAGAAAAGUCUAGAUUGUGUGUCCUUAGAAGCAUGCAUUUCUAGUCAUCCUCAGACACGAAUUCCCACCAACUCCUCCCACUCUUGGUGUCCUGAAGUUCAGAAUGGCCCUAUUUCCAGGCAAGGAUUCGCCCUUUGUGUCAUUUCAGUCAAGGAAUCAACAGAAGACUCGGUGGGGAUCCUCUCUGGAGACAACUGAUUUAUGUGACGCACUCUUCUCCAUCCGCUCUCCUCCUGAGGUUCUAGAAGCCAAUUCAGCCAGUACUCAAUCUGGUUAUACAUCAUUUAUCUUUUGUAAUAACACACACGUGAACUUGGGGGUUGACUUAAAAGCUCAGACAUAUGCAUUAUGGCUGGGAAACUGUAUCAGUACUUUUGGAAUAUUCUUUUGUGUUUUGAUGCAUGGGAAACUUUGGGUAUGUAGUCUGAAAUUCUUCAUCUUCCAUGUUCCUCACUCUUUCUGAGAAUUCUGGCCCAUGCUUGAGUACAUUCUGGAUUGAGAGAGCCUGUCUGAGAAUGCUUCAGGGUAGAUGGACACAAGGUGGACUCUGAAGCCUCACAGAAGGACACAGUGGGUCACUGACUGUGGGUUGCCCUGCCUCAGGGCCAGUGUCAGCCAGCCCCAUGCACACUUCCCUCCUCCUCUGCUCGUGGCCUGUGACAUCACUGGCUACUCCCAGAAAGCUGCCCUCUGCUCCUGUGAACAGGCUCUGUGAAGCUCUGGACCCCCUGGAAGGACAGAAGCAGAAGCAGAGUGGAGGCUGUUACGAGACCAGACCACCAGCAACCCCUGGAGCCUGCACAGGACCCUGAGACCUUUUCCUGGAAUUCCCACCUCUUUUCCUCCACCCAGAACCAGCCCCAAAGAAAAACUUCUAGGAGGAGCACCCCUUUGCAGCUUGCCAGUUGGCUUUCUGUCCUUCUGUGAGGAAUACCAGUGUGAAGCAUGCAGCAGGACGGUCUCAGCAGUGUGAAUCAGCUGGGGGGACUCUUUGUGAAUGGCCGGCCCCUUCCACUGGACACCCGACAGCAGAUUGUGCAGCUAGCGAUAAGAGGGAUGCGACCCUGUGACAUCUCACGGAGCCUUAAGGUAUCUAACGGCUGUGUGAGUAAGAUCCUAGGACGCUACUACCGCACAGGAGUCUUGGAACCCAAGGGUAUUGGGGGAAGCAAACCACGUCUGGCCACACCUGCUGUGGUGGCUCGAAUUGCCCAGCUAAAGGAUGAGUAUCCAGCUCUUUUUGCCUGGGAGAUCCAACGCCAGCUUUGUGCUGAAGGGCUUUGUACCCAGGACAAGGCUCCCAGUGUAUCCUCUAUCAAUCGAGUCCUUCGGGCACUACAGGAAGACCAGAGGUUACACUGGACACAACUUAGAUCUCCAGCUGUUUUGGCUCCAGCUCUUCCUAGUCCCCACAGUAACUGUGAGGCUCCCCGAGGUCCCCACCCGGGGACCAGCCACAGGAAUCGGACUAUCUUCUCCCCGGGCCAAGCUGAGGCACUGGAGAAAGAGUUCCAGCGUGGGCAGUAUCCAGAUUCAGUUGUCCGUGGAAAGCUGGCUGCUGCCACCUCUCUGCCUGAAGACACAGUGAGGGUCUGGUUUUCCAACAGAAGAGCCAAAUGGCGCAGACAAGAGAAGUUGAAAUGGGAAACACAGAUGCCAGGUGCUUCUCAGGACCUGAUGGUACCAAAAGAUUCUCCAGGGAUCAUCUCUGCACAGCAGUCCCCUGGCAGUGUACCCUCAGCAGCCCUGCCUGUGCUGGAACAAUUGAAUCCUUCCUUCUGUCAGCUGUGCUGGGGGGCAGUACCAGACAGAUGUUCCAGUGACACCACAUCCCAAGCCUGUCUCCAACCCUACUGGGAAUGCCACUCCCUCCUUCCUGUGGCUUCUUCCUCAUACAUGGAAUUUGCCUGGCCCUGCCUCACCACCCAUCCUGUGCAUCAUCUGAUUGGAGGCCCAGGACAAGCGCCAUCAACCUAUUACUUACACUGGCCAUAAGAGGCCUCUACUUGGCAGUAAUAAAAACUUUUUCUAGAAGUUAA
Molecule: messenger RNA, 2529 nt
Organism: Rattus norvegicus (Norway rat)
Lineage: Eukaryota; Metazoa; Chordata; Mammalia; Rodentia; Muridae
Gene: Pax4
Product: paired box 4
Biological process (GO): type B pancreatic cell differentiation; animal organ development; system development
Cellular component (GO): nucleus; chromosome
Molecular function (GO): DNA-binding transcription factor activity; double-stranded DNA binding; DNA-binding transcription repressor activity, RNA polymerase II-specific
Source: RefSeq, a predicted model, not a curated record